UAAGCUACAGUCAAACUUCUAAAGAGAAUUCAAGUUAGUGUAGAAGACACAGCUUCCAGUGAGGCAUGUCAUCUGAAUUUGGCUCACCCACAUUCAUUUACACUUGCACCUGAGCAGGGUCCAUUUAAACAACUUCCACUUACAUUUUAAAUAAUGAGACUGGAUACAAAGCAGGCUUGUGUGGAACUCUGCCAGUUUACACUUGCAGAGUAUCCUUUCUAUAGUUUACUAAAGUCUUCUCCCCUCUUUGGGCAGCCUGACUUCCACUGAGCUUUGGGAGACCUGCACAUGAAAGCAGAAAGAUCUGGGAGGAAAAAAUUAAGAAACAGAUCAAACUGGGGCACAGUUUGCUCUCAAGUAGUUGGCCAGGGCAUGGAUUGCUGGAAGGAAGUACAAAGCAAAAGCUGGAUUUAUCCUACUCUGGUCCUUUGCAUAUAUGGCUUCUUCUCCAUGAUGAGGCCAUCAGAACCUUUUCUCACCCCUUAUCUAGUGGGACCAGAUAAAAACCUGACCAUUGAGGAGGCUACAAACAAGAUUUUCCCAGUUUGGACAUACUCUUAUCUGGUGCUGCUGUUUCCUGUUUUUUUGAUUACAGACUACGUGCGCUAUAAGCCCAUCAUCACUCUACAAGGCUUUAGCUUCAUUAUUACAUGGCUGAUGCUUUUAUUUGCCAAAGGAGUGCUCGCAAUGCAGAUAAUGGAGUUUUUUUAUGGAAUGGUAACAGCUACCGAAGUUGCCUAUUAUGCCUACAUUUACAGCAUCGUCAGUGCUGACCAUUAUCAGAAAGUGACUAGCUAUUGCAGAAGCAUCACACUGGUUGCCAGCACAGUUGCAGCGGCGUUGGGGCAACUUUUAGUAUCUCUGGCAAAUCUGUCCUAUUUUUAUCUCAAUGCCAUCAGUUUGGCUUCCUUAUCUGUGGCGUUCCUAUCCUCAUUUUUUCUACCAAUGCCAAAAAGCAGCAUGUUCUUUCACAAAAAGCAUAGCCCUGGAACUCCCCAAGGAGCCACGGAUCAAGACACAAUGCCAAAUGUAUCCAGCAUCAAGCAGCUAAGUUGCCAAGAGGACAAAGCUGCUAGGAAAUCUGUCAUCCCCUCAACUUCACCUGAAUGCCAGUCUGACAAGCACCAGCAUCACAUGCUUGUGCAGUUAUGCAAGGAUUUAAAGGAAUGCUAUUGCACAAAGAAUCUUCUUUUCUGGUCCCUCUGGUGGGCUUUAGCCACUGCUGGCUAUAACCAGGUUGUGAAUUAUGUCCAGGUAUUAUGGAACGACAAAGCACCAUCUCAGAGUUAUGUUUAUAACGGUGCUGUUGAGGCAGUAGCAACAUUUCUGAGUUCAGUAAGCUCCAUGGCAGUAGGAUAUGUGACUAUUAACUGGGAUCUUGCAGGAGAGCUAGCACUGGGAAUCUUCUCUGCGGUGGAUGCAGGUUCUUUGUUUCUCAUGCAUUUUACUGCCAACAUCUGGGCAUGCUAUGCUAGCUAUCUAGUUUUCAAGUCAUGUUAUAUGCUCCUCAUAACAAUAGCAACGUUUCAGAUUGCUGUCAAUCUAAGCAUGGAACGCUACGCUUUAAUGUUUGGACUCAAUAAUUUUGUUGCACUGGUGAUUCAGACUAUUUUAACCGUAGUCAUAGUUGAUUCAGGAGGUCUGGGAUUGAAGGUAGACAUCCAGUUCCUAAUUUAUGGAGGUUACUUUGCAAUCAUAGCUGGAAUUUUCUUCAUCAGAAGCAUUUACACAAUUGCCUCAAUCCAAUGCAAAAAAGAAACACAGAAUUUCUCCAGUGAACAUCAGAACAAUAAGGAACAAGCAUCAGAAACCAGAUUAUAACCAGCUAUGCUAACAUCUGUACCUCUAACUUGUCAAAAAUGCCCGCUUGCAAAACUCGUACUGACGUCAAUGCAAGAUUGCGGUAAGGGGAGCAGCAUUUAGUCCUUCAUGUAUGUCCAUGCUAAAAAUCACAACAAACUUUCUUUAACCGAAAGAAUUGCCUAACAGUUUAAUACCAGAUAUGUUGCCAGCUCUCUUGACCUUAUCACAGGUAUUGUGGUUUUUUUUUUUUUUUUUUUAAAUCAAACACCUCACCACACUAGCUUCUGGAAUCAAGAUACAGAAGGAGACACUCCUGGAGUCAUGUGAAUGUGUGAAAAAUCUCAGUUUUUAUUUUGAAAAAAGAGCCAUUUUCUGGUUACCUAGGAAAGCUUGACCACUUGAAAUGACUGUGCCCUACAGGCUCAGAAACGGGAAACCAAUGAAAAUGUAAUUU
Messenger RNA from Pelodiscus sinensis (Chinese soft-shelled turtle), 2257 nucleotides. NCBI's taxonomy places the organism in Eukaryota, Metazoa, Chordata, Testudines, Trionychidae. The record is from RefSeq and is a predicted model, not a curated record.